AUGAGCCUCCUGGCAAGCCUUCGACACCCAAACCUCCUUUUAUUCCUGGGCGUUACGUACGACCCACACACCCACAACCCACGGAGCAUCAUAACCGAGCUCAUGCCCUCAAGCGUCUACGACCUGCUCGAAACAAGAGGAGUGAGCUUGGAGCAACACGAAGUAUUGGACUUGGCUAGCGAUAUCACUUCGGGUUUGGUGUACAUCCACGGCCAGAGGCCUGCUAUCGUACACCGAGAUCUCUCCUCGAGAAACGUUCUGUACGACGGUCGAACAGCGAAGCUGGCGGAUUUGGGACAAGCGAAAGCUAUGGGUGUGGCAUCGGCAGUGGGAGGCACCCAGCAGACGGCCAUGCCUGGAGCGAUGGUGGGCAAGCUAUUGGAGUUUUCCUUUCCCAAGCGAGGAGACCGCUUCUCCCUGCUCAAACCACUGCUUGAGAGCUGCCUUAGGUUGCACGCAGAAGACCGACCGGCUGCGGCCGAAGCCCUGCGUGCUCUGGAAGCCCUCCGUGCAGAUCCCUGCGCGUAUCACCCAGCGGGGCAUGGAGCAGGGAUUUUGGCGGACAGGUGGUUUCAGGAGGAACAGAAAGAGAAAACUCGUGGCCUGGAGGCUCGGGUCCGUGUGCACGAGAGACGUCUGUCGGCUGAGGUGGGACGAUGGAAGGAGGAGGCAGAUAGAGCGGACGAAAUGUCGGGGAAAAUAGGAGCAGCAGAGAGCGAACGAGACGCGGCGGUUACGAGGGGUGCCAAAACUACGACGUUCUCCUCCCCUUGCGCCACUGACGCCAUCAUUCCACCCCGGAACAGACAGGAAGAGCUCCAACAAAGUCUUGCGGCUUCACUCGCCGCUCUCGAAGAGGAAAGGUCCGCCCGCCAAGAGAUCAAAGACCAACUCGAGGAGGAGCGAGAACGGGUUCGCUCCCUCCAGAGUACCACUGAGCGGUUGCAAGAGGACCUCCUAAGGGCCCAAAGGGCUGUUAAGUCCGCAGAGACCCUCCAGGGUUUGGCCGAGGGCAAUAGCACCUUGGCCAACCGUGCAGCGCUGGAGGCCAAAGAAGCCAGGGUUACGGCGGGGCGGAGGGCAGAACAAGCUGAAGCACAGGUGACAAGCUCAGGGCAAGUGGCGGCCACUCGCGAGGCGGAAGCGAGGGUACGGCAAGCAAUCUCCCGCUGGGAGGGGGAGAAGGUGGACCGACUCAGGUUCAGAAAGGAAUAUAUUACAAUGUGCUCCGAGGCUCAGGGGCGAGAACGGACCGUGAGAGACCUCCGGGCUCGCCUGAAAGAUGCUACGGACCGGCUGUCCAAGUACGACGGGCUGCCGGAAUCCGAGCAAAUUCGGCAGCGUAUGCUCGAUCUUGAGGUAGGCGACACCCAUGAGCAGAACGAGCAGAAGGCCGGUAAAUUCGGGCAAACACAAGACAGAAGUUACACUAGGGCCGUAGUACCAGCGACGAACUACGACGCCCUGCCCGCCUUGUCGGUCCUAACUCACACCCAGUGUUGA
Molecule: messenger RNA, 1503 nt
Organism: Ectocarpus sp. CCAP 1310/34
Lineage: Eukaryota; Phaeophyceae; Ectocarpales; Ectocarpaceae
Source: the annotation of a GenBank genome assembly